Molecule: messenger RNA, 697 nt
Organism: Seminavis robusta
Lineage: Eukaryota; Bacillariophyta; Bacillariophyceae; Naviculales; Naviculaceae
Source: the annotation of a GenBank genome assembly
AUGGGAAACUGUCCAUCACGGAGGGAUGGCUCUGCACGAAGAAAAGCACGCGGAAAAGCCUCCAAGAAAAAGAACGCUCUUCGAGGAAUGGAAGAUAUAAGCGAGGCGUCGGAUCAGGCUCGUUUUGUAGAACAAAAGAGGCGCUCCUCGAGUGCAGUGGACAAGGAAACAGCCAGUCUCUGCAGUCAACAACAGAACAAUGUAAAAGGCAAGCCAAAGAGGAGUAGACCUGCAACAGGACAGAUCGUCCAUGGAUUAUAUAAAAUCACAUUGGGGAGUUUUGCCGCAGAGGAGCCGCCUGUGGGAUUCCGGGAACUCAAUGUGCAAGUCUGGGUGCCAAAAGCGAGGGGUGCAGACUUGGUCUAUUUGACAAUCCCGGACAAGGGAAUCACCGUGGGAGAGAUCAAGAGGAUGAUCCGCGAGGAAGCAAUCCCAAUUUUGAUGCAGAAAAAUGCAGGCAUUAGUUUUGGAGGGACACAUUUGUUUCUGGCGGAAGAAAAAACGGGGGAAUUUUCUCCAGUCAACUGGAGCGAUUCCUUGCCGGACGGUUCGUUCUUUUGGGAGGAAUACAGCGACCGUCUUGCCUUGAAUCGAUACGCUCAACACAACGUCUUUCAGGGUGUGUACUGCUAUGUGGAUUACCAGAUCAAUAUACAAGUCAUCAAAAGUCCUUCGGGGUACAUCCCAGUGCUUGCCA